This is a messenger RNA of Bacillus rossius redtenbacheri, 8039 nucleotides long. RefSeq names its product E3 ubiquitin-protein ligase synoviolin B (gene sip3). The transcript has 12 exons. The coding region runs from base 134 to 1954 and encodes 606 amino acids. NCBI's taxonomy places the organism in Eukaryota, Metazoa, Arthropoda, Insecta, Phasmatodea, Bacillidae. The record is from RefSeq and is a predicted model, not a curated record.
GCGUUAUUGUUCGUGGUAAUUCAUAUCUACAACAUUAGAGGCCGUCCGUGGUGUAUUUCAUGGUUGGAAUUUGACAGCUGACGGAGGACGAAUUGGAGCAAAUGUAUUUAAGCUGAAAUCUAAUAUAUACAAGAUGAGGGCCAUUGGAAUUACUUUUCUUAGUUUAGCACUAACGACCGUUGUGGUUGGAAAUGCAUACUACCAAAAGAAACAGUUUUAUCCGUCUGUUGUGUACAUAACAAAAUCAAAUCCUAGUAUGGCGGUAAUCUAUAUUCAAGCUUUCAUCCUCGUUAUGAUUACGGGAAAAUUAAUGCGAAAAAUAUUCUUCGGCCAGUUACGAGCUGCUGAGUUUGAGCACUUGAUGGAGCGUUUUUGGUACGCCAUCACGGAGACCUGUCUGGCAUUCACAGUGUUCCGCGACGAUUUCAGCCCCAAGUUCGUGGCCCUCUUCACUGUUCUCCUGUUCCUGAAGUCGUUCCACUGGCUCGCGGAUGACCGUGUCGAUUUUAUGGAACGAAGCCCUGUCAUAUCUUGGCUGUUCCACAUACGUGUUCUCUCCCUGCUGGUGAUGCUGGGCAGCCUUGACCUGUUCUUCGUGAGCCACGCCUACCAGUCAACGGUGACCAAGGGGGCGUCGGUGCAGCUGGUGUUCGGGUUCGAGUACGCCAUCCUGCUGACCAUCAUCGUCAACAUCUCCCUCAAGUACGCUCUGCACGCCGUCGACCUCAACAGUGACAACCCGUGGGAGAACAAGGCAGUGUUCCUGCUCUACACAGAGCUCGUCAUGGGUUUCUUUAAAGUUGUACUGUACAUAGCAUUCGUUGGCAUCAUGGUGAAAAUCUACACUCUGCCACUGUUUGCCUUCAGGCCGAUGUACUACACAAUGAGGGCAUUCAAAAAAGCAUUCAAUGAUGUAAUAUUGUCUCGCCGAGCGAUACGAAACAUGAACACGCUUUAUCCCGAUGCAACUCCAGAAGAAUUAGCUGCUGCUGAUAAUGUUUGCAUCAUAUGCAGAGAAGAGAUGGUUACAGCGUCGAAGAAGCUGCCGUGCAACCACAUCUUCCACACGUCCUGUCUGCGGUCGUGGUUCCAGCGCCAGCAGACGUGUCCUACCUGUCGGCUCAACAUCCUGCGCACUCCGGCGGGCCCCCAGCACACACAGCCGCCCGCGCAGCCUCCCGCGCAGCCGGCACAGCCCGGUGGUAAUCAAUUCCAGCCGGUUGUGGGUGUCGCCCCGUUCAUGGGGCCAUUCCCCCUGUGGCAACAGUUUGGGCAGCCGCCCCUCAUCGCGGACAACCGACCGCCCGCACCGCCGCCAGCCGGCACACCUGGCACCACUGCUGGGCCCAGUGGUGCCACCACCACGACCACAGCCACCACCACGACAGCGAGCAGCCCAGGUCCGAGCGUCGUGCCCCCUCCACCGUUCCUCUGCCCGCCGUUUCCGUUCGUGCCCUUCAGCGUGCCGCCCCCCGCCAUGCCGCCCCACGUGGGGAGCCUCAGUGCGGAGGAGCUGCGCAGGAUGGAGGGCUCGGCGCGGGAGAGCGUGGAGGCACGCCUGCAGUGUCUGCGUCGCAUCCAGCUGCUGCUCGACGCCUCGGUCGCGCUCAUGCAGCAGUACUCCGCCGCCGCCGCCGCCGCCGCCGCCCCCAGCAUGAUGAAUGUUCCUCCCACGGUGCCUAGCGAGGCCACGACCGCCAACCACACGCACAACGGAAGCAGUGAGCCCGAAGCCACCGCAGAGCAGACAAACCACAACAGGGAAGACUACGGCGAGGCUGCGGCCGGGCCGAGCGCGCAGCCUGGGCCGAGCGCGCAGCCUGGGCCCAGCGCGCAGCCUGGGCCCAGCGCGAGCGACUGCACGCCUGCACACGGCCAGGAGCUGUCCAGGGAGCAAGAUGAGGUGCGCAGGAGACGCCUGCAGAAGUUUGCCCAGGACGAGGCGGCAAAGUGAUGUACCCUGCGCUUCGCGUUGCCACGUAUGAGCGACGGGUCAUCGCAAUGUGAUUACGAAUCGAUGAACUCUCCAAAAUAACCGACCAAGGCCACAAAAUUGGCUUGAUAUUUCACUUUGAUUUAUUGGUUAAGCAUUUUUGUUGUUUUUUUGGUGAAAUUUUGGUAUAUUCUAAUUAUGGAAGGAAGCAAACUGAAGUUUAAAGGAUUGAAAUUUUGUUGAACCACAGGCAAGGAUUAUGCAUUGUUUGGAUGUUAGGAAAUGUAGUGACUCAUGCCAACAAGUAAUUAAUGUUGACUGAAGUCAACACCUGCAUUUGAGACGUACAAUUUACAAAAAUUACUUAAAGAAAAUAAUAAUUGCAGCAUCUAAUGUACCUAGGAAUACAUUUAGAAAUUUCCCUUUAAAGUUACUGCUAUCUUCCUUUUGAUUUUUCGUUAUUUUCUCUCCAAAUUUAACGAAGUUAGCAUUUCAUUUGCUCAGUGUAUUUGCAUGAAUACAUAUCUUCCGGUGCAGAUCAGGAUGUUGUUUGAUUGAGAAUGUUUCUCAGCUGAGAAAAUUAUUCUGAACACUUUCAAAUGCACAGAAUCAUAUUCAUGAAGGAUUCCCUGCAGCUUGAAUGUUAACAUUUUCUUCAGACAACAACAUUCAUCCAUGGUAACUAUCUCUUAAGUUGCUACACAUGUGUAGUAGUUCAACCCCGUGUCUAAUUCAGGACCAGUUCAAGGGAGUGGCUCAUAAAUGUUGUAGUAAGCUAUUGAAAAUACUAUGACAUUUUCACCCUUUCCAAAUUACCUCAUCUUUUUUAAAUGUUACUUCAAAAUUUACCAAUUCAGUUAAUUGCAAGUUUGUCUUAUUAUUUUACUAACAUGAAAUUAUUUAAAGCCUUAUACAUACCUAAAAACAUUUUUACAAUACAAUUUUUGCUAGUAUUGGUUUGAUGUGAAAUGAACCUGGAUUUUCAAUUUUAUUUUGGAAGGGUUGCGCACAUGACCCUCGGCCACUGAAACCCACCACGCUACUAGCUAGCCAUGUGCAAUGUAGGCAGUAACGUCUGUUGCUUUCACUGGUGCUGGUGGACGCAAGGGUAUAUGUAUGGCACCAGUGGUUGAGGCCACUUGCGAGUUACAGUAAUGUUCAGUGGACUGCUGUUCUGUGACAGUGGGGUUGCUUUAAGACUGCUCCUCUUGUUGGUGUUUGUACGGGAAUUUCUGUUGUGGUCGUGACAUGUUUAGGUUAGCUUGACAACACUUUGUGUGUUUGUUUGGUGUGUAUGAUCAGCUGCUUGCAGCAUUGUUGGCUUUCUAAAACUAUAUAAUGGUUUGGAAGACAGUAUGUCUUGAUUUUAACAAGAGGCAGUUCUGUUUAAAGGGGAUUUAAAUUGUAUGAGCACCAAAAAAUGCAAUACGUUCUUGUCUCUGUUGAAUUCAGGCAGACUUGAAAGUUGCACUGUUGGCUAAUCAUCUCAGCGAUACCGUGUCUUGCUUGGACUCGCUGCUAUUCAGAUUGCUCCCAAUCUGCAACAUUUGGGCUUUUGUUUAGGUGUUUCCUUCUAGAGCCAUUGGGGAAUCCAGAAACCCCUCCCCCCAUAUGAUAGCAACUUACACUGGCUAAAAGAUGUUUUCACCAGACACACAUUGGGGAGGAAGGGACGUUAGUUUUUUAACACAUGCUCGUAUCCCAAAUCUCCUACCCUUAAGGAGUUUUGGUACCUAGCAGCUAAUUAUUUUGUAUUUAUAUGGAAUAUUACCCUUUUUAAACUUUGUGAGAGAUGUUUUAAUGUUAAUGAAAAUAAAUUUUUUUUUUUAUAAAAAAUAUUCACUAUUAACUAUGAAAAUCUUAUUUCAAAGGUUUUGACUGUGUAUCGAAAAUGAAAACAAAUUUGAUUAUAGAAAUCAAAACUUUUUAGUUACUUGCUCAUUUAUGACACAAUUAUUAAUUAUCCCAGGUAAAUUAAUCUAAUGUUAUUGAUGUGUCCAAUUACUCAAAUAUUUCAAAAAUUGAGACUCCAAAAAAAAGUUGCAUGUAUUUCUAUUGUCAUAAAGUAGCCAGUCGCAUUGAACUUUUAACAUGGAAAGUUUCAUAGUCAUUUAGGUAUUUAUCCUUGUGGGUCGUCGGCCAACUACCAAAUGUAUGGGGGAAAUAAAUGGAUAAAGUGUAGCCAUGCAUUAUCAGCACAAUCUUUAAAUCAUUUUCAUAUGCAUUAUCAUAAUCAUUUCUUGAUCUCAAAAGGUGGGGGGGGGGGGGGGGGGGGGGAGGAGUGUAACUCAUCCUAACAACAGUAUAGCAACUACAAACGAGAGGAUGUACAACAGUUGUUCCAACACAAAUCCACAGGGAUUGGUAAGUCUUAAGACAGGGUGCUUCUGGUGGAGUUUACCUAAUUAGAGGACUUAAAUUUACUAAAAAUAACUUGACCACUAAAUUCUGUAAAAUCAAAAGUUAUUAUUGGCAAUAUUAUACUUAAAAUUACAUAUCAGUCUUUCCGGUUACAAAUUAAUAUUUACUAACCCACUUACAACUUAAAUAAUUCAAAUUAAACUCUGUAAAUAACAGUUUGCAUCAAAAACGUUUAUUUUUAAUUUAGGCCUUACUUGCUGAACUUAAAAUUAUCUCUAACAUUUGAAUGUGCUUAAAAUAAGACCAAAAUCUCUUUCCCUUAGGGGCUGGCCUCUCAAGAGGGGCAUCAAUAAUGACGGAGGACCUGACCUAUAACAUGCGGCUGACAGCGACUUAUCUUCUGACCGAGCAAAUGUCAACUACAUGACGACCCGUGAACUCGCCUAAUGGCGCGUACAACCUUGAAAGCAAUGCAUCCUUGCUUCCAGAACAGCCCAGUGUCACCUCUCCCAAAUAUCACAACCUCUGUCCGGGCCACUCGGCCGCUUGCAGUGAGGCCCAAAUCGCAACUUGGUAGCGACGGCCGGUGCCGUCACAAGCAUGCUGCUGAGCCGAGACCAGACAUCGGGAUGUAGGGAAUGUUCAGACCUUGCGCUGGUGCCAUACACUACAUACCAAGUAGCUCCUCCCACCCAGCAGAUAACCGGAGGUGCCCAAAGUCUGAACAGUGGCUCAUCUGAAGUCAGGUGAUUACAGGCCACGAAAGUCGUGAAAAAGUAAUUAACGGUGUGGGAAGUCACAAAUUUGUUUAUUUCCAUUUGCCUUUUGUGAAUUUGAAUUUGAAAUUUCUACUUCAUUUUUUAGUUGAACAUAAAAUACAAAUAGUUAAAGAUUUUCCAUUUAAAUGAUCUGUCUGAAAUCGUGUCUGGAAAUGUUAUAGCUUAUAGGUUUAUAAAAAAUCAGCUAACUCAUUCCUGCAAACAGUAGAUCUAGUUCAUAUUAUGUUUGUUUUUAUCAUAUAACAUUAAGCUGUUGCUCUCAGCCAUGCAUCAAACAUGAGGUGGUCUCAGUUCUUAAGUCAUAGUGUGAACUGUAAUAUUUUCCAACCCUUCCAGUUUGAGCUGAAAAAUAUUGGGUCUAUGAAAUUCCUUUACUCCAUUGUAAUUUUAAAAUUUUGAGCAACUGUCUUGCAAGUGAUUGACCACAAAUAAGCUGCAGCUAAUUCUGGUGAUGGCUACAAUUGACUUUGUGAGAUGUUUUAUAAGUCAAAAAUUGUUUUUUCCUUAUUUUUGAUGUUAUUUAAGGGUUAGAUUUUGUUUACUUUUUAUAAGGUACACAGAAUUUUCUAGGCUAGUCACUCGAUUUGCUAUACUUUCUCAACAACUUAUGAAAUAAUCUGCACUUGCAUCGUCAACAUAAUUUUAUUUUGCGUACUUAAUGUAGCUUGUCUCACUUUUAAGUUUUAAUGUAGAUUAUUUUCAGACAUCUCUGCUGUGUGAAACAUUUGUAGUAUGUUACUUGCUACCUGAGUUUCAUAAACUCCUGUAUUAGUUAAAAAAAAAGUAUCCUAUUUUUAUUGUUUUGGUUUUUGUCAAUAAUAUUAUUUUUAUCUCAACUAGGUUACCAUGUGAGUUAAAACAAUGGUUAUUGAAAGAAACUAUAUUCUUGGUAAAAAAAAAUUUUAAACUGGUUGUUGCUAAUGUAUUAUAUAUGCUGUAAUUAACCUCUAUGUAGUUAAUUACAAUCUGCAUGUUGCUUACGUGUUUUACAACGAUAAGCUUUAUACUAUAACUUAAAAAAAUAAUUUUAUUACCAGUCUGGUUUGCAUAUUGAUGCACAUAUACCUAAAUGUGAAUGGGAAUCUGCAAAUAAAGACAUUUAAUUUCAUGGUGUGAGACUACAUUAUUCUACAAGAAUAAUAUGAAAUUUUGGACUUUGAUUACUUCCAUGCUUAAUUGUACUGCUACAAAAUGACAGAGUGAUAGAUCCAAAAAUUGUUCAAUGGACAAGAACAUGUUACACAUAUAUUUUCAGGCUGUAAAGAAUAAGUAUUAUGAAGAAGGCUUAUUUGUUUCCAAAAUAUUUGUAGACUUUGUAAUUUUGUCAUAUUUGCUUAAAAAAGAUUGGUAUUCAAAAACUUUAUAGCAUAAUUUGUACUAAAGAAAUAACAAAGCCCUACUUGCAGUAAAAUAGAUGGUCAAUAUUUACUUUUAAAAAUUUUUCCUUUGCUUGUCUAUUGAUGUAAAUUAAUGAUAAAAAUUGAAACAGUUCUAUCCAUAUUUUGACCUUGCUUUAUUAAAUAAUUUUUUUUACUUUGGUUAUUUGAUUUUUUUUCCAUGCUUGCUGUACUUGUAUCAUUUGGCACAUGGUCCACCUUAUUGACUACUAUGUAUCAAAGUUAUUUGUCUUGAGUUUUUGAGAAAUUUUUAUUAACGAUUUUUUUAACUAAAUUAUUUCAUAAAUGUUUUUAAUUAUUUUCUGGGAAGUUAAUAGUUUAAAAUUUUACUCCUGAGAUAUAAAUAUGCAAACAUUGUAUUGCAGGCAGUUAUCUUACUCAGACACCUAUAGCAUGAACGUAUUUCAGUUACGCAUUACCCUAGGCUUCUUUUCUAUGAGUUAUGACCUGACAUGGGAAAUGAAAACAUUCUAUCAAUCUUUUUACACCGGAUGCAAGUCUUUGUUGGUUUUAGAAGUGUUAGUUCAGAAGUAAAAGGCCUUCUUAUUGAAGUAAAUGUGUUUUUUUAUAGGCUUAUAUUUAAAUUAUGAAUAUAAGUUUGUAUAAUAAUUCCCAGUGGCCAGAAGUAUCAAUUUCACUACCAACAUGUUUAACACAAAGUGUAAAACAAAGAUGAAAUAUUGUGAUUACCACCUCAUCUUCUGUACAGGAAAGAAAAAAAUAAUAUGUCAUUUUGUAAAAUGGUUAAAAACAACUCUCAUUUUAUUUUGAUAAAGUACUUUUGUAAUAUAAAAUGUAAAUCGGCUGAAGUGUGUGUUUGGUGUAAUUUUGAAUGUGCUGUGUAAAUUAAAAUUGUAUAAAUGAUCAAGCUUGUUAUGUUCUUAUUAGGGGUUUGUAUAGCCAUUUUAUUUUCAAUAUUUUUGUACAUAGAAACAUGUUUUAUUUCUUUCACUGGUAUCUGCUUGGUUGUAAGUUUUGCCAUUGCCAGUAUCAAGAGAAUUAUUUUUGGUUAGGUCUGAUUUUGGAGUGACCAGUUAUUUUUAAAAGAUCCUUUAUUUACAGUAAUUAAUUUUGAGUUUGCUUCAUAAUUUUUCCUUCAAACUCUCUGCAGUUUACCAUUUGUAGUGUUUGUAAAUACAGUGAUUAAUCAAUGUGCAUGUUCUAGCAAAAUUGUAUGUUUUACUGUCCCUGCCAUCCAGUUAUGUUAAAUAAAUGAAUCCAGUAUGUAAAAAUUGUAAACAUAUAUUAUUAACAUUUGUACAUACUAGUUUGUUAUUGUUGUUAGUGCUGAAAAACUAUUUUGAGAGAACAAAAGCCCAACAAGAAAGUGAGCAUUUUUAAAUCACUAACUUGUAACACAAAAAAAAUAUGAAAUAGAAUUGGCACUAUACCCAUUGAGUUAAAACUGUUGGCAAAUUGAAAAAAGAAAGAAAAAAACUGUGUUUUGUCCUGGACUGAUGCCAAUUUAACCUAGACUAUGAAAUGUUUCCACCUGCCAUAUGCUCAUUAAUACAGUAGAACCCCGAUUUUGCGAACACGGAUUUAACUAAAACAGCGAUUUAACGUAAA